AUGAAUAGAAAGGGUUGCGACAUUGAAGCAACAGGCAUCAACUACACCAUCUACACUCAAAAGCCACAACCCCCUUUCAAGAUCUUUAACAAAGAUCAACAAGUUACACAACAUCAACAACCCUUUCCUGAUCCUGACACCAAUCCAAGAGCCCGUCGGGUUCUUCGCGAAGUAAGUUGCCAUGCAAAACCAUGGGAGGUCCUUGCCAUCGUGGGCCCUAGUGGCGCCGGAAAAUCAUCUCUGCUUGAGAUCCUUGCCGGAAAACUCACUCCACAAACGGCAAGCAUCUAUGUCAACCAAAAACCGAUGGACAAGUCAAGAUUCAAGAAGACUUCAGGGUACGUUACGCAAAAGGAUACCUUGUUCCCUCUACUCACAGUCGAAGAAACACUAGUUUUUACAGCUAAGCUCCGACUGAAUCUUCCUAGCCUCGAGCUGAGAUCACGGGUCAAGUCGUUGAUCAAGGAACUUGGGUUGACCCAUGUGGCAAAUGCACGUGUUGGGGAUGAUCGGGUUCGUGGGAUUUCAGGCGGAGAGCGACGGCGGGUUUCUAUAGGAGUUGCGGUGGUUCAUGACCCGGAAGUGGUGAUUCUCGAUGAACCCACUUCGGGGUUGGAUAGUAACUGCGCCUUUCAGAUCAUAGACAUGAUCAAAACCAUGGCUGAGACCAGAGGCAAGACUGUGAUCCUUAGCAUCCAUCAGCCGGGUUUCAGAAUCAUCAAGCUUUUCAAUUCAAUAUUACUCUUGGCAAACGGCACCGUUUUGCACCAAGGAACAGUUGAUGAACUCAACCUCUCUCUACGGCUCAUUGGGCUUGAGCCACCUCUUCAUGUUAACAUCGUUGAGUUUGCAAUAGAUUCAAUUGAAUCGAUACAACAACAAAAGAACCAGAAGUCAUCAAAUCUUGAACAAGAUAUAAUUACUGCUUCAACAAACAGAAUCACACAAGGUAAGUUCACUUUACAACAACUCUUUCAACAAUCAAAAGUAAUCGACCUAGACCACGAUCACGAAGACAACAAAGAUCAAGAACAAGAACAAGACCAAAUGAUUACAGAUGGCUUCGCAAAUUCAAGAUUCUUCGAAGCAGUAAUCUUGACGCAUCGAUUCUGGAAGAAUAUUUCUCGAACAAAAGAGCUUUUUGCGUAUCGAACUCUCCAAAUGCUCGUAUCAGUAGAAGCUCUACCAGUUUUCUUGCAAGAAAGGGAAAUACUAAUGAAAGAAACUUCAUGCGGAAGUUAUCGAGUUUCCUCGUACGCAAUAGCAAACGGACUUGUAUACUUGCCAUUUUUGCUAAUCCUUGCGGUUUUAUUUGCCACCCCAUUAUACUGCGCACUGGUUCCGAAUUUUAUCGUGGGAAACUCAGUGAUAUCAGGUGUGAUUGGAUCUUUCUUCCUGUUUUCGGGUUAUUUUGUGUCGAAACAAGGAAAGUGUUUGGAGUAUCUGUUUGGAAAGUGUUUGGUGAGUGGUGAAGAUGUGUUGAGGGAACAAGGAGGGUAUGAGGAUGAUGGGUCAGAUGCUCCCAAAGGGGACUUAAAGGUGCCCUUCUUUGAAUUUUUUUGGACAUUUGUAGUCUUGAUUAUUGAAAAAAGUGCAUGA
Messenger RNA from Lactuca saligna, 1599 nucleotides. NCBI's taxonomy places the organism in Eukaryota, Viridiplantae, Streptophyta, Magnoliopsida, Asterales, Asteraceae. The record is from the annotation of a GenBank genome assembly.